Molecule: messenger RNA, 2592 nt
Organism: Ruditapes philippinarum (Manila clam)
Lineage: Eukaryota; Metazoa; Mollusca; Bivalvia; Venerida; Veneridae
Exons: 4
Coding region: 37-702 (221 amino acids)
Source: RefSeq, a predicted model, not a curated record
UAGUACGUUAUAAAAAGAGAUCUGCAAGUAGUUAGCAUGAAUUCAGCAAUAAGGAACGUUGCAAAAUCGCACUUUAUUUUUAACUUUGUCCGUCAACCUUUAAUUCAUCUGCCAUGUAGCUCAACAAAUAUAAAUUUCUCAACGCUACAAAAAUCUGACUUUUAUGAUGAAAAAUCCUGGAAACAGUCCUGUAUUAAUAGUCAGGUACACAUGGGAGCUCCUUGUUUGAAUAAACAAAUGAUACGGUGCAAAACAAAUAAAAGAAAAUCAACAAAGAAAGAGAAUAAAGAUGAUGGAAGUGAUGAUGAUGAUGACAGUGAAGAAGAAGAUGAUGAUGAAGCAUCAUACAGUGAUUUAGAAAUAGACUAUGAGGCUCCAGCAGCAUAUAAACACAUGAGUGUUCAUUCUCAAAGGGCUGAUAGUAUUAUACAUACAGGAUUAGGAAUUUCAAAAAGUGAAACAGAAAAAUUGUUUUAUGGCAGCAAAUUUAUGUUUCAAGGAAAAACAUUGACGAAGAAAGCAAAACAGCUUGAAGUAGGGGAUUCUGUAGAUGUUAUUCAUUCAAGAAAGGAUGAUAAACUUUUAGUUCAACGUGUUAAAGUUAUCAAAGUUUCCAAACGGUUGACAAAGUCAGGGAAACCUAUUGUCAUCAUUCGAGUGUGGAGGAAACAGUUUGAGGUGAACAAUUCAGGAGGAAGUUAAUUAACUACAUGAAAUUCUUCUUACUGUGUUUUAGUACAUUAUGCUAAAGCUGCAAACCCUUACCUUACUUAUGCUAUCUUACAUUAAAUUUACAUUUAUGUAUCUUUUAUAUUUCAUAUUAAGUUUAUACAGAAUUUAUUUUAGUUUGAUUGUGUAGGAAACUAAGGUUAUAGACCCUCUCCUGGAACUAACCAAUAGUGAACAAUGAGUGAAAAGUUUCUUGCUCCUGAUGGGAUUUGAACCCUAAUGGCUAGAGAUUAUUAGAUUAAGAUAAGUCUGACAUGUUAAUUACUUGGCCCUCCCCACCACACAUUUCUCAAUGCUACAUACAAUGUUUCAUUUUCCUUUUAUAAAUAUAUAAAGCAAUUUGAAACUUUUUUUUAACUCUUUCAAUUAACAGAUGUUUCAGCUCUUUGGCCAUUAUUAAAAUGUAAGUUAACAUUUCCCAUGCAUGUUGUGUUUUAAUAUUGAUCUGCAGUGUUACAAAGAUAACAGAAAUGAUGAUAAAAAAUAUUGGGAAGUAAUUUUUCACCAAUCUAUUUCUAAUGAUAUUUCAGAAUUGUUAUGCUUUUAUUUGUGAAAUUCUCCAAUUGAUGUCAGUUUUAAAUGUAUAUGAAGUUAUGUUUCUUCUGUUGAGUAGAAUGUUUUACCAAUCUAUUUCUGAUGAUAUUUCAGAAUUUUUAUCCUUUUAUGAGUGAAAUUUUCUGAUUUAUGUCAGUUUUAAAUGUAUAUGAAGUUACGUUUUUUUUGUUGAGUAGAAUGUUUAGGAACAAUAAUUGAUUAUUUGUUUUAACCUUUUACCUCAUAUAUACGCGAAACAACGCACUUUCGACCCACCACCCCCCCCCCUUUUUUAGGCCUGAAAUAGUGAAAAAAUGUCCUAUUUGGGCCCCAAACACAUGUUUCCGUUUGAGAAAUGUCGCCAAGAAAAUUUUGGACUUGUGAGAGGCUAAAAUGACCCCAGGUCGAUCAUAAGGUAACGUGUAACCAACGCUGAAAAGCCUUUGACUCUAUCUCAAUCCCUUGAGAAGUUGCAGCACUUUGAAAUAAAUUUUGAUGGAAAAAAUCGAGGCAAAAUAGUGAUUUUUGGCAAUUUUGAGAUGUCCCCUCGUUGCCAUGGUAACAGGAAAUUUAAGACUGAGCAUAUCGUUACAAAGGCAAUGGUCCAGUCAACAUUUGUGCCAAGUUUGAUUAGUAUUGAAGCAUUUUUCAUAGUUUCAUAGCAGUUUGAACUUGUAACAGGAGGCUUUUCAGUGAAAACGGCCAUUUUUCACAAUAUGCUCAUGAGGGAAAGGGUUAAUUGUUGAUUAUCUUUUCAAAAGCACAUGUUAUUAAGUAUUAAUGAAAUUUAGUGUUUGAAAUUAUUAUUGUCCAAUAGGAUUGCAGUUUUUCAAAUGUGUUCUAACAGGACUUACAGAAAAUGAUGGUCACUUAAAACAUUAGGUCAGCAGGAUUUCUCUAGGUAGAGCAAUUUACCAACAACAAAUAAUAAAUUUUAGGUCUGGCUACAUGAUAUUUUACACUCAGAGAUUUUUUCCAUAUACAGGUAUGGUAUUGAUUUUCCGUGCCACAGUCUGCCCUGUCUACCUGUUGAUGACCUAAAUUGCUUCAUAAGAGAUUUUUAGUGGGGAAUUCAAUAUGAUAAAAAAAAUAAUUUCAAACACAAAUUGGUUAUUUUUUAUCAGUAUUUAGCAAUUUAAAAAUUAAAUUGGUUGAGUGAAGCAUCAAUUUAAUUUUGAAAAUGCUUACUAAUGAACACUUCAACCUAUGCAUAAUUUUUAAUCUGAGAUCAUUGCAGGUUGUGUAGCGAAAGUUUAGAGAAAUGUGUAUAGAGAAUUUAUGAGAGUAUGUUGCAUAAAGCACUGUUAUUGAAAAUAAUAAAAUUAAAAA